Messenger RNA from Raphanus sativus (radish), 1147 nucleotides. RefSeq names its product peptidyl-prolyl cis-trans isomerase CYP28, chloroplastic-like. The transcript is spliced from 2 exons. Gene Ontology annotation, cellular component: chloroplast. Lineage: Eukaryota; Viridiplantae; Streptophyta; Magnoliopsida; Brassicales; Brassicaceae. The record is from RefSeq and is a predicted model, not a curated record. The coding region runs from base 56 to 922 and encodes 288 amino acids. Gene Ontology annotation, molecular function: peptidyl-prolyl cis-trans isomerase activity. Gene Ontology annotation, biological process: protein peptidyl-prolyl isomerization.
AUCAGAGGAGAGAAGAGAGAGAGAGAGACAUUGCAAAUUGCAAUCAACCACAUCAAUGGCAUCAUCAUCCAUUAUCAUCCCUCCGUUCCUCUCAGCUUCCAUCAGCCGUCGUAACCUCCUCCUCUCCACCACCACAAUCGCCACCGUAUCUCCCUCCCCUCAGAUCCCUUCCCCACCAGACGUAACAAUCACCGACCGCGUCUUCCUCGAUUUCUCCCUCUGCCCAACUUACUUCCGCUCUGAUCCCUCCGCCACACUCUCCUCCACCACUCCUUGCCCCGACUCCACUCCCCUCGGCCGCGUCGUUCUCGGACUAUACGGCCGUCAUGUUCCUCUCACUGUCUCCACUUUCAAACUCAUGUGCACUUCCUCCUCCUCCUCAUCCUCUACCUCUUACAAGAACACUCCCAUCCACAAAAUCUUCCCCGGCCAGUUUUUCCUCGCCGGAAGACAAGGAUUACGGCGAGACACGGCGGAGGUCGGUCCUCUUCUGAAGAGUUUGCCUCGGAACACCGACGUCGUCAAUUCCAAGUCGUUCCUCAUCCCUCACGCUCGUCCCGGACUCGUCUCUCUUUGCUUGUCUGAAAACGACGACGACGAUGAGACCAGACUCGAUCCUGAGUACAGAAACGUCGAGUUCUUGAUCACUACGGGACCUGGUCCUUGUCCGCAGCUCGACGGUGGCAACAUUGUCUUCGGUACUGUUCUUGAAGGGUUAGAUGUGGUGACGAGUAUAGCUGCGGUGCCAACUUUUAAGCCGUCGGAGAAGAUUCGACAGUUCAACGAUUUCGCAGAGUUUCUGGGAGACGAAAGAGCUCAGAACGCAAGAUCAUUGUGGAACAGACCUCUUAAGACGGUUUUCAUUAGUGACUGUGGAGAGCUUAAGGUCACUAAGCCUUCUCUCUCUCCUUCUCUGCCUUAAGUAUAUAUAUGAAUGUAUAUGUGUGUUUAUAGUAAGCAUCUACUUCUUCUACUCUCAACCAUUAUAAUUCAAUUCUACUCGAGAGUUCUUCGGCUGGUUGCUAAAGACUAAGAGAUGUACAAGAGCUUGUAAUCAAAACAACUUGUUAUAUAAAUCUGAACAUGGCUAAAAUGUCAGGAUAAAUGGUCUCAUCUUAUCUUCAAUGAAGUUUGUUUUUUCUUAUCA